Molecule: messenger RNA, 2355 nt
Organism: Puccinia triticina
Lineage: Eukaryota; Fungi; Basidiomycota; Pucciniomycetes; Pucciniales; Pucciniaceae
Exons: 23
Coding region: 1-2355 (784 amino acids)
Biological process (GO): transmembrane transport
Molecular function (GO): oligopeptide transmembrane transporter activity
Source: RefSeq, a predicted model, not a curated record
AUGCCGCCAUCAUCACGCCAACCAGACCGACAUCAUGAAACCGACUCCCUGGAACACAUUGCUUUGCCUAAUCUGAACCGCGAGGCUACAUCCUCGUCGUUUGGCGAAGACGGUGCGAAAGCUGGUGGUGAGAAUGAAACCACGACCCAUCAUUCCCGCUCGAAAGAAGAGGACCUGAAGGACGAUCAAUCGAGCCACUCAGAGAAAGCAAGCCUUCACAAAAAGACGCCUUCCGAGCCUCUGGUGAUCAAGAAGAUGGCAGGCAUAGACGACAUCCCCCUGGAAGACGACUCUCACAUGCCAGCUAUGACAUUCCGCGCCCUACUCACGGGUCUCUUUAUCAGCUCGACAGCUGCCGUAAUUCAGCAAUUCUUCUUGUUCAAACCAUCAAGAUCUCAAGUACAACCCCUCUUUUUGCAGUUGGCCUGUCUUUUGGUCGGCCGCAGUCUCCAAAACAUCCCUGGUCCCACCUGGUGGAACCCAGGACCCUACUCGAUCAAAGAAAACACUUUGAGUUCGAUCAUGGCCACUGCAGCCGCCGUUGGCACCCUGGCCGUCGAAAUGAUAGCCACUCAGGAACUGUAUGAAGAGCGUCCAUUUCAUUAUGCCACCGCGAUGGCCAUCAUGCUGAGUUCGCAGUUGAUCGGGUAUGGGUUUGCUGGUUUAUUGAGAGCUCCGUUGGUACAUUCAAAGAGAGCUGUCUUCCCAGCUGUGCUACCUGCCGUCGCUCUUUUCCACUCGUUUCAUUAUCGAGAUGGCAUGCACACUGAACGCCAUCUGGGAUUAUUCAAGACCGUCUUUUUUGGGACUGCCAUCUACGAGAUUUUCCCACAAUACAUCGCACCUACUCUUCAGGCAAUUAAUCCUUUCUGCUUGAGGUGGCAACAUAGUCCCGCCGUCACCCGCUUGUUCGGUGGCGCUCUUGCCCAUGAGGGACUUGGAAUGCUGAGUUUGUCAUUUGAUUGGAACGUUGUUGGUGCACUGGGUCCUCUCUUCACACCUUUUGCAGCUCAGGUUAAUGAAUGGGUCGGUGUCCUCCUCGCCUACCUGUUUUAUCCAGUGGGAUGGGAACAUUCGUGGUUUGAUGGCGGCAAACAUGAUGGCUUCCCAUUCCUCAGCACGCAGCUUUUGACCCACGAUGGAGAGCUAUACAACCGCACUGCAAUUAUGAGGGAAGACGGUACCGGAAAUUGGGAGAUGAUAGAGAAACUCGGUGCCCCCUAUUUUAGCACUUCGUACAUUUUGGCCAACAUUGCUACCAGUUUAGCUGUCGGUGCGGCCGUCAGUCACUGUCUAUUAUGGGGAUGGGGAUCUAUCACUUCGAUAUUCACACGAAAGGGACUAGAAGAGGAAGAAGUUGACAAGCACCAGAUCGUCUGCCGCAAAUAUCCUGAAGUGCCUCUAUGGGUCUACCUUGCUAUGCUCUUCUUUGCUGUUUCGGUUGCGUUCUUGGCGGCCUCUCUCACGGACUCGGGAUUGUCGGCUUCUGCAUUAGUCGUGGCGCUUGUUUUGGCCGGUUUAUUGACAAUUGCUUCAGCCUAUCUCAAAGCAACUACGGGUGCUUCCUUGGAAGUUGAACCCGUUAUCCAAAUGCUUGGAGGUAUGGCCUUCCCAAGCGAUGCGUUCGGGAAUAUGUGGUUCACCACGUAUGGAUCAGCAACGGUAUCCCAAUCAAUCAGCAUGCUUCAGGAUCUGAAACUGGGGCAAUAUAUGCAUCUACCACCGAUGAGCGUUCUGAUUUUCCAGACAAUUGGCACGAUUGCGGGUGUUAUUUUCAACUACAUGGUGAUGAGCCUGGUGGUCAAUACAAAUCGAGAAUUACUAAGAUCAGAAUAUGGCAAUCAAGUUUUCACCGGCGUGGUUUUGGAAGAUUUCCAAAGUCAAGCUAUCAGUUGGGGAAUCUUCGCACACGAAUUAUUUAAAGCUGGUGCUCGCUAUGUUAUUGUACCAAUCAGUCUGGGGUUUGGUUUCUUGUUACCCAUUCCAUUUUUUAUCUUGCACCGUUCUGUACCGAGGUUUCGUUUGGAUCUUGUCAACACUCCCCUAGUCUGUGGUACUUUUGCGCUGGUUCUUGAUCGUGCCAAUGCGGGAUUUACUAUGUCUGUUCUUGUUGGAUUUCUGUCUCAAUUUUAUGCUCGCCGAUAUCAUCCGCACUGGUUCCAUUGUUCAAACUAUGUGCUCAGCGCCGCGCUGGACGGGGGUGCCCAAGUGACUGCCGUCCUUCUAGGUUUCGUUGUUGAAGGUGGGGCAGGAUGGAAGCGGCUCAAGUUCCCACAAUAUUUCUUAAACCCUGCAACAAUACCUUUUCGUGAACGUGCUCCGGAUUACUGCAUGUUGCACACACCAACAGAAUAA